Messenger RNA from Parathielavia appendiculata, 808 nucleotides. RefSeq lists its product as uncharacterized. The transcript has a single exon. Lineage: Eukaryota; Fungi; Ascomycota; Sordariomycetes; Sordariales; Chaetomiaceae. The record is from RefSeq and is a predicted model, not a curated record. Bases 202 to 609 code for a protein of 135 amino acids.
GGGGCAAUUCGUCGAACGUUGCUGCCGGGGGUUGGUCCGUCUUAAUGUCCCCUUCCGAGGCAGAGCCUUGCGACGAUGCGGAUUGCCGAUGCCGUGUCCGUGCCGGCGAUUUGGGCGUCGGGAUGAUCUCUGAGCCUCUCGCGAUGGGGAGUCGCCGGAGUAUGGACGGAUCUGCUGCUGAGGGACAGUUCCUCCAGCUGUAUGGGUUGUAGCGCUCACCCUACGGCGCUUGCGUCGUGGUUGCUGGACAGCAUCAUACUUGCUGUGUUCGGUAUCGCUGUACACACCAGGACAGGAAGACCCGCUUCGAGCACGUGGGUUACCGAUCUGCGCCACCGGCAGAAAAGGUACGUACCUAGGUGGCAGAAAAGGUACGUACCUAAGUGGCAGAAAAGGUACGUACCUCAGCGGCAGAAAAGAUACGUACCGGAGCGGCAGAAUAGAUACGUACCUGAGCGGCAGAAAAGAUACACAACUUCGAAAAGCUUCAGCGAUCGCUGUCUGUCCAGCUCUAACGGGUUCACAUGCCCUUGGGGAAUCCAGGUUGCCCGUCACCGCGGUCUAAGGUCAACUCCUAUUAAAAGAAAGAAAAUAUCUCGGGAUGGCUAGAGAACUUACCCAGGGAAACAGUCUAUACAACUCGGCUACGAAGUCUCCCAGACUUGUCGGGCGCCACCAUAUUCUCGUAACGCUCUUCUGUUCCGCUCCACCAUCCAUCUCACAAGCAAUUCUGGGCCUUUAAUGCAGCUUCCUUUCCUAUUGAGACAGAUUCCUUUUACUCCCACUCUUCCUCGCUGGCAGCGUCAAU